Molecule: messenger RNA, 3607 nt
Organism: Ostrea edulis (European flat oyster)
Lineage: Eukaryota; Metazoa; Mollusca; Bivalvia; Ostreida; Ostreidae
Product: golgin subfamily A member 1-like
Exons: 19
Coding region: 194-2896 (900 amino acids)
Cellular component (GO): Golgi apparatus
Source: RefSeq, a predicted model, not a curated record
UUGACUUCCGUUUGCCAAGCUGGCCUCAUAUCGGCUCAUUUUAGAGUCUGAAAUGGAGAAAUUGUGUUACAUAACAAAAUAUGUAUUGCAUAUAAGUUAUGGUUAUUGAAUUUAUUCAACUGACCCAGAAGCCCAAGCAAGGUAUGGCUACCAGAAUGGAUGGUUAGCGAAGUCAGGGUAGAUAUAAAAGAAAAUGUUUGCAAAACUGAAGAAAAAAAUAGAAGAGCAAGGGGGAAAUGUCCCUGAUGCUGAAAAGUUUAAUAGUGGGAAUGCUUCAACACUCAGGAAAGGCAGCAGUCCUCUUCAGACCUCUGGGGGAGAGGAGUCAAUAGACACACCACUUCAGUCUCCCAUAAAGCAAGAGGAGAAUGUUGAAACGGUGGGGACUAAGGAGGAGGUAAUGAACUUACUGGUCAAAAGAACAGACCAAUGCAAGAAGAUGGAGAGUAAAAUCAGUGAAUAUGCAGCCAUCAUCAAGGAGAAAAACAAAGCAAUAGAUAAAUUAGAAGCCAGUCUGGAGAGGCAGCAGGAGGCCAUGGACAAGAAGAUUCAGGAACAGAAUGAGCAGUACCAGAUUAGUCGAGCCAAGCUGUCAGAAGGAUUCACGCUUGCUCUGCAGAAGAAAGACGAAGAGAAACAGACCUUGAUUGACAGAGUUAAACAAUUAGAAGGAGAGAAAACUGAGCAGUUCAAACGAGAGGAAGAGAGUGAUGAAUUACAAGGACUUACAGCUCAGGAAAUGGCUAAAGUCAAGCACCUGCUACUGAACACCCAAGAAGAGUUGACUAAAGUAAAGGCAGAACUCGCGGAGAAAUCAUCCCAAUUACUGACUUUGGAGACAUCUAGUGAAAAAUCUGCACAAGAACUGAAGACAGCUCAGACAAAACUAGAGGAACUACAACAAACAUGUGAAAUGUUAACAGAAGAGAACUCCUCUCACACUCAGCUAGUGGGGAGUCUGUCAACCCAGAAAGAGUCCUUAGAAACAAAGAUAGACCAACUGACAGCUCACAUAGCAGAGAAAACAUCACAAAUUUCUUUCUUGGAAGAAAGUAAAACAGAAUUGGAAAACCAGCACCAAGGGAUGACGAGAAAUUUUGACCUCCACAAGAACAAGACAACUAAACUGUUAGAAGAGAAGGAUGAUCACAUAGAAAAGUUACAGGAGAGGAUCCAGAUGUUAGAACAAAGGUUCCAGGACCAGAAUCUGGAGGGAGACGACAGAACCAGGGCAGUAGAAAAUGAGAGGAAAACACUGGAAAAGAAGCUGGAGGAAAGUCGUCAGCAGCUGACAGAAAUCAAGUCCACGUGGAGUGACAGGAUCUCUCACCUGGAGGAGCAGAUUUCUCACCUCAAUCAGAAGAUUGUCGAGGACAGUGAGGAGCUGGCACAAAGCCAGAAACUAACGGAGACAGUCCGGGAGAAUAACAAAACACAGGUCCAACAACUUCAAAGUAAGCUAGAGGAUGCUGAGAAGAGAGCAGAGGAAAACUGGCAGCUGGCCAACAAAAAGGACCAAAUAUAUGAAAAGGAGAGAGCAGAGACUGAGAACCAGCUACAGAAAGUUAAAUUUGAGAAGAUUGAUGUCGAAAACAAUUUACGGGCCAAAAUUGAUUCUUUGGAAUCUCAGAUUCUGAGUCUUGAGGAGGCAAAAGAGCACGAAAAAAAUAAUUCAGUCAUCAAAAUUUCCCAGUUUGAAAGCCAGCAGCAGGACUACAUGGAUAAAUUGCUGCACCUAGAGAAGAGAGUGGAGGAGGUAGAGGAGGAGAAAAACAAACAUAUGAAUGAAGUUUUAUCUCUAACAAGUGAAAUAAGGGCCUUGAAAGAACAGUUGGAUUUAGAGCAAAAGAUGCAUGAGGAAUCUCAGGAAAAGGCUAAAAAUCAAGAGGCAAUGAUAUUAUCCAUGACAGCCGAAAUAUCGGAUGCCAAGAAAUUAACCAAGGACAGGGAAGGAGAGUUUUCCUCGUGUAGUAAAGAGAAAGAUGAACUGUGUCUCCGUAAUGCAGAGCUUUCACAGGAGCUAAUGAAAGUGAAGAAAGAUUUGGAAUCCGAGGUUCAACAACUACAGAGUGAUAUCAGGGAGAGAGAUGAUAAGAUAGAACAGCUUAAGGAGGAAAUCAGUAAAUCACAAAGUGAAAUUAGCGAGUAUGUAACGAAACUUAAUGAAUACCAGACUCUUCAGGAUCAACAUUCCACUCACAGCAGUCAGAUAACAGAGCUAGAACAACAGGUGACAGAUCUACAAGACCAAGUGGCGGAUAAAAAUAAAGCACUGAAAAAACAAGAACAGAGACUUAGUGAUCUGAAAAAGACAUUACAGAGAGAACUUAAAGUGCAGGCUCUACCGAACGAUCAACCCAUGAACAUACGGUCACAGUCACCUCUACGAGAGCAGGUCAGUGUUACAAAUCAGGCUUCGCAAUAUCCACAACAGCACUCGGACGGUGUUCACAAUGGUGGUGCACGGGGCAGGACCCCGCCAUCACCAAAUUACACAACUUUGGUUCAAUCAGGAGAAACUAACUUGUCUCCCAACUCGCCUGCAGUUCUGCAUGACUUUAGUAGUGUUCAACGUUCAAAGCAAUAUCAGGAUGGAAUUAAAAGUUUACAAGACAGUAUAGAGGGGAGGGGCAAUAUUCUAAAUAGUGCUGCAAAUAUGAACUCUUUGGAAAAAGACGUCAAUUUCCAAUAUCUGAGGCAUGUUGUGAUGAAGUUUAUGCUGAGUCGAGAGGCAGAGGCAAUACAGCUAAUAAGAGCUGUUUCAGUGCUACUGAAGUUCAGUGCUGAAGAACAGAAACUCAUCAGAGAAACACUCGAGUGGAAAAUGUCAUGGUUUGGUAGCAAGCCUCCGACGGGGGCGGGUCAGAGGUCCAAAUUUAUACCACCAUCUUUCUAGGCAGUCAACUUGUGACCUUUUGUCAGGGCAUUGAACCUAUGGUAAACUACAAAUCUGAAAUUUAUAUAGCAAAAAAUAGUGUAUUUUAAAACUGUGUUAAACAAAUAGUUAUUGCUGUAACUUUUGGAAAUUUAUUUGGCCACCGAUAUUGGUCCAACUCUUCUUAAAAGUCAAUAUAAUUGCAUAAUCAAAAAUAAAAAAAAGAUUUGUCCAUUUAAAAAGAAUAUUGUUAUGGAACAGAAAAAUGUUAUUUUGAUAUAAUGUUGUGAUUUGAUUUUUGUGGGGGACACAUUCUGGUUGUGAUAGUGGUACAGACAUUCACAUUUUAACUCUUCAAUGCACUGUAUGAGAGAAAAUGAGUUACAAAAUAACAAUUCGUUAACCACAACACCAAGUCGCCACAAAUGUGCAAUUUUAAUGGGUUUUUUUUUUUUUUUUUUUUUUUUUAUACAAACCACGAAAAUACUUGGUUUAACGAAGUGUACAUUCAACAAAAUAUGUGUCACAGUGUCUUUUGUUAAAAUGUCAGCAACAUCUUAUCUUCAUGCACAUACAAAAAUGUCCCGACCACUGUGUAGAUUUUUAAAUUUUACACGACUUCAUGUCCGUGAUGAAGUGGAUUGAUUGCUCUAGAUGGUAGCAAUGGUUACAUCAUAUUGUCAUGCAACUUAUGUAUUCCUGUACUGGAAUAUUAAAUUAUAAAUCUUUGAA